Cydia amplana is the source of this 5366-nucleotide messenger RNA. RefSeq lists its product as uncharacterized. Gene Ontology annotation, molecular function: protein tyrosine phosphatase activity; protein binding. NCBI's taxonomy places the organism in Eukaryota, Metazoa, Arthropoda, Insecta, Lepidoptera, Tortricidae. The record is from RefSeq and is a predicted model, not a curated record. The coding region runs from base 258 to 4856 and encodes 1532 amino acids. The transcript has 23 exons. Gene Ontology annotation, biological process: protein dephosphorylation.
GAUGCCACCUGCUUUCUUUGCUGUGACAGCUCUAGCGAAGCUAUAAAUUAGAGUUUAUAUGGCAACAUUAAUUGUUUAUUGACAAGACUAAUGACAGACGGCGGGGUCUCGAGCGAAGGCAGCUUACUUUAAUUUACGGAUUUUUUGACUUAUUAAGUGGAUUAUUUCCAUAUUUAUUCGUUAUUUAAGUGAAAAUGUGGAUUAUGGAUGCCCUUUAACAAUUCGCGCACGUUCCUGCGUGCAUAUAGUGCUAUAAAAUGUAUAUUCGGUGUAUGUUAGGAGCCAUUUUUAUUAUAUUUAUUUUGUGCGUUCAUUGUGAUAAUGCAGCUAAUUACAACGAAAGCAAGGAAAUUUACGUUCCGUCCGCGCCACAGAACCUAACCGCGAAGGCAGUGACAUCGGAGGACAUCCACCUCUUCUGGGCCCCGCCGAACAACUUCACCCGCCACCCCGAACCGAAGAGAGAGGUCCAGGGAGACCAACCGGCGCAAUUCGACUGGUACAAGAAAGACCAGCUCAAGUAUAAUGAUGAGUUCUCGUCGUUGGACAUUUUGAACGGCAUGCGGAAACGAGACCUGCGCUCGCAUAGGCAUAGGAAGCGUCGCCAAGAUAACGCCACAGAGCACAACAUUCACUCGGAACACACGGACGGUAUAGACACACAACUCGACAUAGAAAUCGUAAAGAAGUCGUUCACACCGGCGUACCCGCAUAAGGACGCCACGCAAAUCGCCUAUGUCCUUUAUUACGAGCAGGGAGAGCCAAAGGCUGACGCGGCGCCGGUAAUCGGCGUCCCUAGCUCCGCUGAUGUGAAGAAGAUGAAUUAUUUCCCUAGUGAUCUGGGGAUGGCGGACUAUUCGACCAAGACUAGGAAUCUGACGCUGCUCAAUACGGCUGGGAAGCUGAGGAAAGUCGUCGGGUUUAAGUUGAGGAACUUAAAACCCUUCACUCCCUACAAGAUCUGGGUGCGAGCAUUCUACAGUUUCUCACUAGAUGGCGUCAAGUCGUCCGACCUUUUAGAGCGUUUGGGCGACGCGUCGACGCCUUUAUACGUCCUUACUGACGUCAAACCGCCGUCAGCCCCGAUCAUCAUGAACCUCACCUGCGACCAGCCCAAUGGUGUCCUGUACCUCCAAUGGCGACAACCUCUCGAGUACAACAACACCUUGGACCAGUACGUGGUGACCUUGAGGAAGAUACCCGAACUGCAGCCGCGAACCAGGCUCAAACUGCCCACCAGCAAGGCCGACAUCGAAACUACCAUCAGUGUCUCUGUGGAGCUGUGGAACGCUACUCGCUACGAAGUCAAGAUAUACGCAGUCACGCUGUCCGUGGCAAGUCCCUUGCUUCUAAUCAACGGGACCACUUCCGAACCUAAGGAGGUUUCCCCCGAGUGGUGCCAAGUCCACCCCGAGGCGCGAGCUCCGAGCGACCAGUUAGAGCAGUCCGCCAUGAGCGCCGCCAUCCUCGGCGCGGGCGCCAUCGCAUUGCUCGCCUGCGUCGGCGCUGCCCUACUCUACUGGAGGUGCAGGUCCCGUCUAAGCAAGUGCAUCAGUGCCGCCUAUAACUACCUCGAGGAAGGCGGCGAAAGAGCCGCCAGAGCGCCGUUAAACUCAUACAAGAAACCUGUGGUAAAUUGCUCCCCACUGCGGCCCGCGGGUUCCCCCACACCGACCGGGCCGGAGAGUUCCGCCAAGCCGCCGCGCAUCGGCGGCGCGCAGCACCCUGUGGUUUGCGCCAGGGACUUCCCGAAGCAUGUGGCUGCGUUACACGCUGAUGGAGAUAUCGGAUUCAGCAAAGAGUACGAGGUAGUGGUUGCAAAAUCUGCUGCUCUCGGUCACACAAGUCACUAUAGCCAUCGGCCGGAGAACCGGCUCAAGAACCGUUAUUUGAACAUCACUGCAUACGACCACUCCCGCGUGUGCGUGUCGUCGGGCGCGCGCUGCGGCGCGGCGGGCUGCGCGGGGGCGGGGGCGGGGGCGGGGGCGGGGGCGCAGUGCGGCUACGUCAACGCCAACUUCAUCGACGGCAUCCGCGACCAGCUCGACGCCAACACCAGGCGGAAGAUCGAGCGCAAGAUACGCAGACAACCAUCAAUAAAACCGGCCAAGCCGCCGCCCAUAGUCGCGGAAGGCAUCGAGAGCGCGUUCCUCAACAUCGAGUUCUCCGGAAUCGUGGAGAGCGAGCAGAGCGAUAGCGAUAGCGAGCGAAGCGAUAGCGACCCGGAGCUCGACGACGUUUAUGUCGACGUUGAUGGUGUCCCAACACGAGUGAAGCUAGAGUGGCUGGUAUGGAAGCGGCGCUACAUAGCGACUCAAGGCCCCACCCCGCACACGCUCGACGCGUUCUGGCGUAUGAUCUGGCAACACAAAGUCCACACUGUCGUCAUGAUCACCAACUUAGUUGAACGAGGGCGGCGCAAAUGCGACAUGUACUGGCCGGGCGGCGGUCGGGGCAGCUCCGCGGAGUUCGGCGGCGUGCACGUUACUCUGCUACACGAAGACGUCCGUGCCGCCUACACCGUGCGACAUCUGCGGGCUAAGAACAACAAUCCUAAAUCGGAUAGCGAGCCAGCAAGUCCAGUGAACGAAGCCGAUGCGGCCGGCCGUAUCAUAGUCCAAUACCAUUACACAGUGUGGCCUGACCACGGCACACCGCGGCAUCCGCUCGCGGUGUUACCUUUCGUGAAAGCCGCCGCAGCUGACCCCGGCACAGUGCUGGUGCAUUGCAGCGCGGGCGUCGGACGGACAGGCACGUACAUAGUCCUCGACGCGCAACUCAACCAACUCAAGCUCACCGGAACCCUAAGCCCCCUAGGGUUCCUCUGUCGCGCGCGCACCCAACGGAACCACCUCGUCCAAACCGAAGAACAGUACGUGUUCGUCCACGACGCGCUACUCGAACACGUCCGCUCAGGAAACACGGAAGUCGAGUUCUCCAAAGCGAGGGAAUAUCUAGUCAAACUACUCCAACCUAUCUCCGAGGACGAGCUAGCCGUUUUAGACCUUAAACCUACCAAGCAAAAGAGCGCUAAUGAUCUAACAAAUGGAAUAGAAAACGGCGAGACAGCCAGCUUGAAAUCUAGUAAAGAAGUAAGCGAAAAUAACGCGGAAAACGGCAGUCAACUCUCUAUAAAGACUGAAGAUUUGAACAGUGAGCAAAGUAAGAGUGUUAAAGAAGAUGAUGGGAGUAAAGAGGUGAUGGUGAAUGGGGAUGAAAGUGAAGGGGUGUACGAUUUGGCGCCGAGGUCGACGGACACGUACAGUAAGAAGAUGCAGGCGUAUAAUAAUAUGACUGAUCAAGAAAAGGAGGAGAUGAGGAGGGCGAACCGAGUGGAAAAUUACGCGUUGCUAGAGCGCAUGCGGUCUCUAGCGAACCGGAAUCAAACUUAUCAGGGCCCGCCGCCGGUCAAUCUACUCGAGAAACAGUUCUUGCUAAUAACGCGGUCGUGCGUGGACGCAUCCGUGUCUGCGCGGGCGCCACACAAUUUGGACAAGAACCGUCCUGGCGCCGCGCUGCCGUCCGACACGGCGCGAGUCAUGCUCGUGCCUAAACCCGGCGUCGAAGGAAGCGAAUACGUGAACGCGUCAUGGGUCUGCGGUCGGCGGCGGUUGCGAGAGUUCGCCGUCACGCAACACCCUCCCCCCGACGCCGCGCCCGAACUGUGGCGGUUACUAUGGGACCAUACCGCCCAGCUGGUUCUACUAUUGCACUCGCCAUCCGACCCGGAAUGCGAAACGUUCUGGCCCACCGAAGACGAAAAGGAACUGUUUGUCGCCAACUUCAGAGCGAGCUUCGUUUCCAAGGACACCUACGUGGCCCACCGGAAAACCAGCCGGAAACCGACCCCUAAGGACACCCCCGCCGAACCGGAAACCAACGGCUACCGCCGGCAGGAGUCAGACUGUGCCGACGACGAAAGACUAAUACCAGAAAACGGCUCCCCAGUAUCAGACGUAGAACCCGCCUACCGCUUCGACAGAACGGAACUCAGACUCGAGCGCCUCAGUACCGGAAACAGAGACCUAUCCGCCCGGAAAUCCAUAGCGAACGGCGACCUAUUCUCCUCGGAAAAGAAAUCCGGCCCAAAAUCACCUAAAAGUCCCUCGAAAAUGUCGCUCAAAAACUUCAAGUUGAGCUCCCCUACUAAAUUCAAGUUCCCUGAUUGGGGAUCACGCACGGCCGGCUCCCCUCCCGACGUAGCCCCGCCCCCACCGCCUGUGGCGCCCUCUCUAACUGUCGAAGAAGAGGCGGAGUUAAGGCGGCCAUGUUACAGGUUCGAAAAGGUCGAAAGCGUUCCAGAGAACACUCCUUCAGAUCGAAUAAUAGAAGUGACUAACGUCAGCGUGCAUUCAUUACAAGACGAUUACCAAUUAAGUGUUAAGUUUAUACAGUGCUCCGGUUGGCUAGAUGGCGAUACCACGGAGUAUACGCAAGGAAAACCUGAGGAGAACGAGUUUGUUAGAGCAGUGCGGGACGCUGUCAGUGAGAGCGAGAGGGAGGAAGCUGUGGAUAGGCUUGUAGCGCCGUAUAGGGACUCGUUCGCGUUGAUCGAGUUCGUUGCGGGCUGCCAAAUGGAGUACAAAAAUGGGCCGGUGGUUGUGGUUGACAAAUUCGGUUCCUGGAAGGCGAUGUCGUUCUGCACGCUGAGCGCGGCGUGCGGCGGCGCGCGCGCCGGCACGCUGCCGGACGCGGCGUUCCGCGCCGCCGCCGACGACUGCGCCGACGUGUACUGCUGCGCCGCGCUCGCCGCGCACGCGCGCUGCGCCACGCCCGGCGGCCCGCCGCCGCACUCGCGCGGCGCGCUGCUCAGGCAGUACUGCGCGCUGGCCGCUUAUGAUGUCGCGGACAGCUGAGCCAGGUCGUCCAGAGAAAACUCAGCAUCGGACAAUAGCAAGUGAAUACUCAGUGCGUCGCGCCCGUACGUACAUAGCGUUACAUUAUGUAUAGUACCGUGUAUUGUAUAUCUUAACGGAAUGUAUAAAUGGUAUAUGUACCUUCCGAGUCGAUUUGACGAGACAUUCAAUUUUAAACUCUGUCGCAUUGAGAAUUAAACCCAAUUUAAAACAAGUUACGCAACAGGGUUUGAAAUUAAAUGGUUUUUUGUUGACUGUAUAGUAUCGAUGUCUUGAUAGUAUUCUUAUAGGCAGCUAAGUUGGCAAUACUGACCAAUUAGUUUAAAAACCGGUUUUCUGUUCUACACUGUUAGUUCCCUACAUAGAGUAUGGAUGUAUGUAUGUUAGUGUUUUAAGACUGGAUUUCUGUGGUUCAAAAAUUCAAGUUUAACUAUAGAGGGCAGACGGGUGUGUAAAAUAGUUUAUUUUUAAGAUUAGAUGUAUUUUUACGAAAGCUACUCAUUGUAUACG